CUUCUGCCUCUCUCUGUCCCUGUUUCGGACAGACGGAGUGGCUGCCUGCUGGAUCCUGCCUCUUCCUCUUUUCCUCUUUUUCCUCUCUGGACGUGGAGAUCAAAGUCUCAGAGACUCGCAGCAUCCUGCAGCAGAUGGAGGACCUCCAAAAACCACCUGCAAGCCCAGAAAACUCUGUGUAGCAGAGGGUGCUGCAGCUUCUGGAGUAGUUUCCUCCAGAGUUUAGUCUUGGAGGAAAAUACAGAAGUGAUUCCUUUUAUUUGUUAAUCCUUUUGUUUGUGAGUUUUUCUCUUUAUCUUAGCCUCGUCUUGUGCGUACAGCUACAGGCUCUCUCCCUCUCUCUCUCCUCCCCCUUUUCUCUUUCACUGGCUCAGCUGUCACUCUGUCUGUCACUCUCAGGAUAUCCCCUUCCCUCUUUCUAGGGUUUCAUAAUGCAUCAGGAGCUCGUUCAGAGGCAGGGCUGGAUUCCAUCCUGCUGCUUUCUCCUCGUUUGAGGAGUUCUUCUUCUUCUUCAGCAUGAAUCAACAGACUGUGGAUAAUACUGAAAGGUCACAGGCCAGUCCCUCACAGAGACUCAGACUCAACUUUCAACAACUAGACACAAAUCACUUUGUUAAUUAUUGAGCUUGUUGAUCUGUUUUUGAGGAGCAGAGUAGUUUUUGUGUUUAUUCUGGAUCAAUCGGAUUUAUAGUCAUGGGUAACGCAGCAGGAAGCAUGGAGGUCCCUCAGGGGAAGGAGGGCAAGGCGACGUCCACCCCUCCAGCCUCCACCGGCUCCCAGAGACAGACAGCUGGGCUGAAGCUCCCCAUGCCACCUGAGGAAGAACUGGAGCAGCGCUUCAGCGCCGUGCUGAACACGAUGAAUCUCCCUCCAGACAAGGUGAAGAUCCUCAGUCAGUACGACAACGAGAAGAAGUGGGACCUCAUCUGUGACCAGGAGCGCUUUCAAGUGAAGAACCCCCCGUCAGCGUAUCUGGAGAAGCUGAAGAGUUAUCUGGAUCACGGAGGGGUCAGUCGAAAGUUCAAGAGACGAGUCCAGGAGUCCACUCAGGUCCUCAGAGAGCUGGAGAUCUCCCUGAGGACCAAUUAUAUCGGCUGGGCUCAGGAGUUCCUGAAUGAAGAGAACCAGGGUUUAGAUGUUCUGGUGGAUUAUCUGUCCUUCGCCCACAGUGCCGUCUCGUACGACGUGGACUAUCUGGACAACGGCACGCUGCCCGCGGACAAAAUCAAAAGUUUGGAGAGGUCGGCCGAAGAUCUGAGCAGGAGUGCCAGCAACUCCCCGACUCACAGCGCCUCCAAGGCCAGCAAGGCCUUCACAGUCAGAUUCAACUCUCUCCAAAACAGGAAAGCUCUGAGGAACUCUCGUCCCGUGAGCCAGACUGACGACGUUCACCUCUGCAUCAUGUGUUUACGUGCCAUCAUGAACUACCAGUCUGGGUUCAACCUGGUGAUGAAACAUCCGUGCUGCGUGAACGAGAUCACGCUCAGCCUGAACAACAGGAACCCACGGACGAAGGCGCUGGUCCUGGAGCUGCUGGCGGCCGUGUGUUUGGUGAGAGGAGGCCAUGACAUCAUCCUCUCCGCCUUCGACAACUUCAAAGAGGUGUGUGCAGAGAAAACCCGCUUUGAGAAGCUCAUGGAGUAUUUCUGCAACGAGGACAACAACAUCGACUUCAUGAGUGUAAUGUUUAAAGCAAAAGAACAGAAGCUGAAGAGCGACAGGCUGCUGGUGGAGAUUCAGGCGUACCUGGACAACGUGUUCGACGUGGGCGCUCUGCUGGAGGACGCAGAGACCAAGAACGCUCUGCUGGAGCACAUGGAGGAGCUGCAAGAGCACAACACACAGCUGACCAGCAGGCUGCAGGAGAGUGAGAGGGAGGCGAUGGAGAAAAGCUGCGACCUGGAGAAGAAGCUGAUUCAGACGACCAAAGAGGUGGAGCUGCUGAAGGAGGGUCUACGUGAAUCGUGCUCUCAGGUGACUCAGCUGCAGCAGAGAGAACGAGAGAAAGAGCUGGAGAGAGAGAGGGAGAGAGAGAAGGAGAGGGACCAGGACCGGUCCGUCCAGGCCCUGAAGGAGCUGGAGGUCAAAGUCCAGGCUCUGGUGGAUCAGGGGCUGGUCCGUAUGGAGCGCUCCACCUCUGGACACCUGGAGAUUCAGGUGGUCCCUGUGAACCAGAGCCAGACACAGAAAGAAGAAACAGACUCAGGUAAAGACCAGCAGACGGCCUCCUCACCCCCUCAGCCCGACCUCACUGAUGCUCCCCUGCAGCCAGAGGCCGUUCAAGCUCCUCCUCCACCUCCUCCUCCGCCUCCACCUCCUCCAGCCUCACCUCGAGCUCCUCCCCCUCCUCCUGCGGCUCCGCCCCCUCUGCUGACUGAGGGGAGUUCAGGUUGUAAAAAGAAGAAGCCGAUUCAGACCAAAUACCGCAUGCCGCUGCUGAACUGGCAGGCGCUGAAAUCCAACCAGGUGGCAGGAACCAUCUUCAACGAGCUGGACGACGAACACGUCUUAGAGGAGCUGAACAUGGUGGCGUUCGAGGAGCAGUUCAAGACCAAAGCUCAGUCCUCUCCUGUAGAGCUGGGGACCCUGAAGAUGAAACGGACCCACAAGUCCCCCAGCAGAGUGUCUCUAAUGGAACCCAACAGAGCCAAGAACCUGGCUAUCACUCUGCGCAAGGAGGGGAUGGCUGCGUCUGACAUCUGCUGCGCGAUAGAGACGUACAACCAGAGAGCUCUGAGUCUGGACUUCCUGGAGCUCCUGGAGCGAUUCAUCCCCACGGAGUACGAGAUGAAGCUCAUCCACAACUACGAGUGUGAGGGCAGGCCCCUGGACGAGCUCAGCGAGGAGGACCGCUUCAUGGUGCGCUUCAGCAAGAUCCCUCGCCUCACGCAGCGAAUCAGCACGCUCACAUUCAUGGGCAACUUCCCCGAGAGCGUGCAGACGAUACAGCCGCAACUCGACGCUCUCAUCGCCGCUUCAAUGUCGAUCAAAUCCUCCAGCAAGCUGAAGAAAAUCCUUGAGAUCAUCUUAGCGUUUGGAAACUACAUGAACAGCAGCAAACGAGGAGCGGUGUACGGUUUCCGUCUGCAGAGUUUAGAUCUGCUUCUGGACACCAAAUCAACAGACCGCAGACAGACGCUGCUUCAUUACAUCGUUAGCAUCAUUCAGGAGAAAUACCCCGAGCUCCGGACCUUCUACACCGAGCUGCACUUCCUGGACAAGGCGGCUCUGGUCUCUCUGGACAGCAUCCUGCAGGACGUGCGCUCUCUGGAGCGAGGUCUGGAGGGGACCAGCAGAGAGUUCUCCGUAGAGAAGGAGAAUCCGGUUCUGCAGACGUUCCUCAGCAGCAAGACGGAGCUGCUCCGCUCGCUCAUAGCUGACGGGAAAACAGCUCAGGACGUGUACGACUCUGCGGUGGAGUACUGUGGAGAGAACUCCAAAACCACUCCUCCCUCUGUGUUCUUCCCCGUGUUCGUCCGCUUCAUCAAAGCGUACAAGCAAGCGGAGCAGGAGAACGAGCAGAGGAGGAAACACAGCAGCGUGAACAUCGAAGCUCCGUCGACGCCACAGAAACAUGACGUCAUGGGGAGCAAGGUGUGUGUGACGUCCAAACCGCCUCCCAUGGAUCUGAUCGCAGAGCUGAAGAAGAGGCAGGUGACUCCUCUGGUGAGGGAGGGGAAGGACGGAGCCAUCGAGGACAUCAUCACAGAUUUAAGAAACCAGCCGUACAGACGGACGGACGGCAGCCGCCACAGCACCAAGUGGAAACCAGGACAGCAGCUGCACGUGUCCUCAGACAUCUCCCUGUGAAGAAAACACAAAACCUCCACAUCACACUCACUGUGGCGCCCGGCUCACCCUCGCGUGCAUGUUACUGCAGACGAGACGAUGCAUGCUCCCGAGAGACGACGUCAAACACUCAGAGAGGAUCGUCCUGAUGAUUGUAGAGAUUUUCUGUGAUUGAAAGAAUCAAAUAUAAGAGAGUUUAUCUUCAUGUGACUGACGCUGGAUGUCACACGAGCUCAUUAAGACACUUGAAGGAAGCCGAGCCUUCGUUCGAGCGGCUCGUCUCAAAGUGACUCUGAGGAAACUUUGACGGACGGAGCGCUCAUGAAUCAUUUUGAUAGUUUUCUUAAAAAAAGCUCCAGACAUGAUUUUUUAAUUGGUUUUAUUUGAAGUAGAAUAUUAAUCAAACUGUCCAUCUUCCUGUCCUCCUGAAGUAGAUCUCAAAUUCAGCUCGGAGAGAUUUGUAAUAUAUUUAAAUUAUUUUUAAUACUGAGCUGUGAGAAAGAGGAACUCUACUGUGCUUCUGCAUUUCAACUAAUAAACCAUUUUAUACCGUCA
Notolabrus celidotus (New Zealand spotty) is the source of this 4344-nucleotide messenger RNA. RefSeq names its product formin-like protein 1. Gene Ontology annotation, molecular function: small GTPase binding; actin filament binding. Gene Ontology annotation, biological process: cortical actin cytoskeleton organization; cell migration; regulation of cell shape. Gene Ontology annotation, cellular component: cytosol. The coding region runs from base 694 to 3810 and encodes 1038 amino acids. NCBI's taxonomy places the organism in Eukaryota, Metazoa, Chordata, Actinopteri, Labriformes, Labridae. The record is from RefSeq and is a predicted model, not a curated record. The transcript has 25 exons.